UGCCCGAGAGCCAUGGCAAAGAGUGGACUUGUAAUUUACAUCCUGGUUAUCACCUUGCUCCUGGACCAGACCACCAGCCACAUGUCCAAAGUCAAAGCCAGGAAGCACAGCAAACGCCGAGUGAAAGAAAAUGAUGGGGACCUGAAGACUCAAGUUGAAAAGCUCUGGAGAGAAGUCAAUGCCCUGAAGGAAAUGCAAGCCCUGCAGACAGUCUGUCUGCGAGGCACAAAAUUUCACAAGAAAUGCUACCUUGCUUCAGAAGGCUCGAAGCACUUCCAUGAUGCCAAUGAAGACUGCAUUUCCAAGGGAGGGACCCUGGUUAUCCCCAGAAACUCCGAUGAAAUCAAUGCCCUCCGAGACUAUGGUAAAAGAAGCCUGCCAGGUGUCAAUGACUUUUGGCUGGGCGUCAAUGACAUGGUCACAGAAGGCAAGUUUGUCGAUGUCAAUGGAAUCGCCAUCUCCUUCCUCAACUGGGACAACGCACAGCCUAAUGGCGGCAAGCGGGAAAACUGUGCCCUGCUCUCCCAGUCAGCUCAGGGCAAAUGGAGUGACGAGGAUUGUCGUAGUAGCAAGAGGUACAUAUGCGAAUUUACCAUCCCUUAAUGGACCCUUUGCAAAUGCAUCUUCCAAGCAUGAUGCAUUGGUCAUGAUGUACAGGCUGAUGGUCUCCAAGAAUAAGUCAAAAUUGUCACAUGGGAGACUGUGUCCAUAGGAAUACAAGUCAGCCAAUUUUGCUACCACGUUUCAUUGUUUUUACCCUCCAUCUGGUAUGGAGGAUCGGAAAAUAAUGAUCUAGCCACGUGCACACUGUUAAAGUGGCUUCUGCAAAAUGGACUAUCAACUCCUCUCUUUCCUAGUCCCUCUCACUUGUAUAGACCAGGUCUGUGCUAAAAAUAUGAUAGCCAGAAAGCAAGCUGAAGCUGCCUGGAAGAUUUCCUCUUGAAAGUUUAGUAUAUAUUUGAUUGAUGACGAUUCUCUGAAUCAGAGAUUCUAGGUGCUAUAUAAUCCAAAAACUUUCAGUCUGAGGCUCAAUCUACCCUACCCUGGUCAUAGUAUCGUGUUAGACCAUUACCCUUUCUUUGAGUUGCUGCGUCUCCUGGUGGGACUUGUCUCUUUUCUGCUACAUCAGAAUACAAAUGUCUUAGAAAUAUUCAGAUUUAACUGUUUUCUUCAAGACCUCCUCCCCCUACCACACACACACACUGUUUUUUUGGAAAUGUCCAGUCAAGAUCUGAAAGGAAAUGAUAAAACAGCAUAUUUGGUCAACUUCGAUUCCCAGCAUAGCAUUACAUUACAAUUUCUGACUCGAAUGGGCAACCCAAAGGCAGAACAGAGCAGCAGAUUGUAAGGGAAAAGUAAACAGGGAAAAAAAUGUCUGCUUUUCCUUUGCUUUAGCAUCCUUCCCCUCCUUGAUGAAAUCGAGGCUGGACAUUAUAUACAUAUGUUAGUUUCAUUUUUUUACAUACCUUAUAUAUUUCAACAAUCAUUACAUAUUUAAGU
This is a messenger RNA of Equus quagga, 1500 nucleotides long. RefSeq names its product C-type lectin domain family 3 member A (gene CLEC3A). The record is from RefSeq and is a predicted model, not a curated record. NCBI's taxonomy places the organism in Eukaryota, Metazoa, Chordata, Mammalia, Perissodactyla, Equidae. Bases 13 to 603 code for a protein of 196 amino acids. The transcript is spliced from 3 exons.